UAUUGGGUUGGGCCGUAAAAUUUAGAAGAUUGGGCCCGACCCAACGGCAGUUCCUGGUUAGGAGAAAGCCAUUUCUUCCCCCCAAAUAGCUUCCUCAGUUCACCUUCGCCGUCUCCCUGCCCAGGCUUGUUCCACUCGCCAUUGUUGUCUCCAGUUGUAGACACUUACACACACCAACUCAGUCUCUUAUUUCUUCUCUGAUAAACUAUCGUAGGCCGAAUUGCAGGAAAUCUUUUCUUCUGAAGGUGUUUGUUUGGUAGGAAACUGAGAACGGAAGUAACAAAAAGUAGAAUUUGGAUGGAAUGCGUGGUUCAGGGAGUUAUAGAGACACAGGAAAGUCCUUCUCUCCCAUUUUAAUGUUUUCUACCAUUAAUUCUGUUGAAUUUGGACUUUUAUUAUUUUUAUUUUGUACGAGAUUUGAAGUUUGGAGGCAAACCCUUUGAGAAUGCUGAUUGAUCUAUUCUUUGUCCGACGAUAAAUAAUAAUUUUUCCGUUAUUUUUUGUAAUUUUUGUUUUGUUUGAAUAUGUAGCUAAUGGGUACCCUGCCAUAACUGUUAAAUUAAUUUUUAUCGUAUGAUAUAAUAUAUUUAGCCAGGGGAAGCAGAAGAAAGAAGGAAGAAUAGCAUGAGGAACAAAAGUUUAAUGGGUUUUAUUGUAUGUAAUUACACAAGGAGGAAAAAGUGAAAAAUGAAAGAAAGUACUUUUAUGCUUGUCUUUGUACUUCUGGAGUAGUUUUAUGAUGAAGCCUCUUCUGUACUGUUUUGAUAUCAUAAUCUAUCCUAGUAUCCUACCUUUUUAGUCAUCAUUAAUUUGAACGCUAACUUACUCAGCUCUUUGGCCUCACUCAAUUAGGCAUUGCUUGUAACUGUUUCUGUUUUCACAUGAUGGCAUACUAUAACGAAUUGAUAGAGCGCCAUUGUAAUUGCUUGAGAUGCUUACAGCAUGUUGAGGCCCAUGAGAUUCUUCUUCAGGGUCUUUGUGGUGUUCAUAGAGAACGUCUGAGAAUCCACGAGAUGUGCCUUAAAAGUGGCCCAAACCUUGGGAUUGUAUCUUCAGAGGUUAGGCUUCUAUGUGACCUUGAACAGGCCGAACCAGCAUGGACUGUUAGGAAUGUAGGGGGUUCAAUGAGGGGUGCAGGUGCUGAUCAGAUUUCAGUUCUAGUCAGGACCGUGGUGGAAAGCAAAGCAAGCAAGAAUGUGCUUCGUUUGUUUUAUGCACUUGGCUACAAGUUGGAUCAUGAGCUACUGAAAGUGGGAUUUGCCUUUAAUUUCCAAAGAGGCACUAAAAUUACAGUCACUGUUUCAUCAGUUAAUAAAAUGCUAAAGCUACAUGCUACUGAUGAAACUGUGCCAGUAACUCCUGGAAUACAGUUGGUUGAAGUGACAGCCCCAGCAACCUCUGAAAACUAUGCUGAAGUUGCUGCUGCAAUAUCCUCAUUUUGCGAAUAUUUAGCGCCGCUCCUCCAUUUGUCAAAACCGGGUAUUUCAACUGGGGUUGUUCCCACUGCCGCCGCUGCUGCUGCAUCUCUUAUGUCGGAUGGUUGGGGCACAAUUUUGUAGUAGAAAUUUUAAAAUCGUUCGGAAGGUUGUUCUUAUUUUUCUUUUUUGGAGGUGGGCUAGUGUGUGUCACUUUAAUCAGUAUCAAGAUUCCCAUGGCUGAGGAAGAAUUCAUCGUUGUUAUAUAUAAUAGCUGAACUAUGAAGUAAAUUAUUAGAAGUACAUUGUUUGCAAUACAGAA
Messenger RNA from Humulus lupulus (European hop), 1737 nucleotides. Its product is annotated as mediator of RNA polymerase II transcription subunit 18-like. Gene Ontology annotation, molecular function: transcription coregulator activity. Gene Ontology annotation, cellular component: mediator complex; core mediator complex. Lineage: Eukaryota; Viridiplantae; Streptophyta; Magnoliopsida; Rosales; Cannabaceae. Gene Ontology annotation, biological process: termination of RNA polymerase II transcription; regulation of transcription by RNA polymerase II. Bases 882 to 1559 code for a protein of 225 amino acids. The transcript has 5 exons. The record is from RefSeq and is a predicted model, not a curated record.